Tinamus guttatus (white-throated tinamou) is the source of this 14063-nucleotide messenger RNA. The record is from RefSeq and is a predicted model, not a curated record. Lineage: Eukaryota; Metazoa; Chordata; Aves; Tinamiformes; Tinamidae.
AAAAAGUGUGUGGGGAUUAGCUGAGCUGGAGCGCACUGGGGAGAAGAGCGUUGAGUUCGGCCGGCCUGGUGUUUUUUGUAAUUGCUGCCAUGGGAAGACACUUGACUAUGAUUUUGCUGCUGAUGCUGCUGGUGCAGCAUUUUGGAAACUGUGAAGCAAAUCAAAGGCCACAUCAUGCUCCACCAAUGCAGUUUACGCAAGUACAGUACAAUGCCACUGUGUAUGAGAAUUCUGCAGCCAAGACUUAUGUUGGACAUCCAGUGAAAAUGGGUAUCUACAUUACAAAUCCACUGUGGGAUCUAAGAUACAAAAUUGUUUCUGGUGAUACUGAGAACUUGUUCAAAGCUGAAGAGUAUGUUCUUGGAAACUUUUGCUUUUUGAGAAUACGGACCAAGGGAGGAAACACAGCUAUACUUAACAGAGAGGUAAAAGACCAUUACAUGCUGACUGUUAAAGCAGUUGAAAAAAACACAAAUGCUGAAACGCGCACAAAGGUCAGGGUGCAGGUACUGGAUACAAAUGACUUACGGCCUUUGUUUUCUCCAACAUCUUACAGUGUGUCUUUGCCUGAAAAUACAGCAAUAAGGACAAGCAUUGCAAGAGUCAGUGCAACUGAUGCAGAUAUAGGGACAAAUGGAGAGUUCUACUAUAGCUUUAAAGAAAGAACGGAUAUGUUUGCUAUACAUCCAACUAGUGGUGUUGUAGUUUUGACUGGUAGACUUGACUACUCGGACACUAAGCGUUAUGAGAUGGAAAUUCUUGCAGUGGACCGUGGAAUGAAGCUGUAUGGUAGCAGUGGCAUCAGCAGUAUGGCAAAGCUUACUGUCCACGUAGAGCAAGCAAACGAAUAUGCCCCAGUAAUUACAGCUGUUACGCUGGCUCCGUCAGAACUGGACAAGGAUCCAACUUACGCAGUUGUAAAUGUGGAGGACAAUGAUCAGGGUUCAAAUGGAGAAAUAGCAUCAUUAAGUAUUGUUGCUGGUGAUCCACUUCAGCAGUUCAAAACAGUGAGGUCUGUUCCAGGAGGUAAAGAAUACAGAAUCAAAGCCGUUGGUCACAUUGACUGGGAGAGCCACCCGUUCGGAUACAACCUUACCCUUCAAGCUAAAGAUAAAGGGAACCCCCCACAGUUUUCGUCUGUAAAAGUUAUUCAUGUAACCUCACCACAGUUUAAGUCAGGUCCGGUCAGAUUCGAAAAAGAAGUGUAUAGAGCUGAAAUAAGUGAAUUUGCCCCUCCAGGCACACCUGUGAUAAUGGUAAAAGCUCUACCUAGUUACCCACAUUUGAAAUAUGUCUUUAAAAAUACACCGGGCAAAGUAAGAUUCAACUUAAACCCUCGUACUGGCCUUAUUACCACGCUAGAGCCAAUAAAAGCACAAUAUUCAUCCCGUUUUGAACUUGAAGUUGUGACAAGUGACAGAAGAGCCUCUGCAAAAGUAUUUAUUAAGGUACUAGGCAUGAACAGCAAUCCUCCUGAAUUUACCCAGACAUCCUAUAAAGCCUCCUUUGAUGAAAACGUGCCAAUAGGUACUAGUGUCAUGAGAGUAAGUGCAAAAGAUCCUGAUGAAGGGGAGAAUGGCUAUGUGACCUAUAGCAUUGCAAAUCUAAAUCCUUUGCCGUUUGUGAUUAACCAUUUCAACGGGAUUAUUAGUACUUCAGAAGACUUGGAUUAUGAAUUGAUGCCGAGGGUUUACCAUUUAAGGAUCCGUGCUUCUGAUUGGGGUAUACCAUAUCGUCGAGAAGUUGAAGUUCCUGUAACUAUUAUCUUAAAUAAUUUGAAUGACAAUAUACCAUUGUUUGAGAAAAUCAAUUGUGAGGGAACAAUUCCCAGGGAUCUUGGUGUUGGAGAACAAAUAACUACUGUAUCUGCUAUUGAUGCUGAUGAGCUCCAGUUGGUGAGAUACCAAAUUGAAUCUGGAAAUGAACUGGAUUUAUUUAGCUUAAAUCCAAAUUCUGGGGUACUUUCACUCAAGCAGUCACUAAUAGAUGGCCUAGGUGCUAAAAUGUCUUUCCACAGCUUGAAAAUUACAGCCACAGAUGGAGAGAACUUUGCAAAACCAUUGUAUAUCAACAUAACUGUAGCUGCCAGUCGCAAACCAGUCAGCUUGCAGUGUGAAGAAACUGGUGUUGCCAAAAUGCUGGCAGAGAAACUCUUACAAGCAAAUAAAUUGCACAGUCGUGGAGAAGUUGAGGAUGUUUUCUUUGAUACUCACUCUGUGAAUCUGCAUGCACCUCAGUUUAGAAGUGCUCUCCCUAGUAGCAUUGAGGUAAGAGAAGACCUGCCUGUGGGCUCCAGCGUAAUACUCAUGAAUGCCACCGAUCUUGACACUGGCUUCAAUGGAAAGCUAGUGUACGUUAUCUCUGGAGGUAACGACGAUAGCAGUUUUACUGUUGAUAUGGAGAAGGGAAUGCUGAAAAUUUUAUCUCCCCUCGACCGAGAAGUAAAAGAUAAAUAUACUUUGAAUGUUACAGUCUAUGAUCUUGGAAUACCACAGAAGUCUGCCUGGCAUCUUUUAGAUAUAAGAAUUUUGGACGCUAAUGACAACCCACCGGAGUUCCUACAAGACAGCUAUUUUGUAGAAGUGCGUGAAAACAAAGAGCUAGACAGUGAAAUUAUUCAAGUCGAAGCCACUGAUAAAGAUAUGGGAUCUAAUGGAGAAGUGAAAUACUCUCUUCUUACAGAUACAGACAAGUUUACUAUUAAUGCUCUUACAGGAGUUGUGAAAGUUGUAGGGGCUUUGGAUCGUGAAGAACAGCAUGUGUAUUUCCUGAAAAUAGAGGCUAGGGACCAGGCUACUGAAGAACCUCAAUUAUUUUCAACAGUUAUUUUGAAAGUAUCUGUAGAAGAUGUUAACGACAAUCCCCCUAAAUUUAUUCCCUCAAAUUAUCAUGUGAAAAUUCGAGAAGAUCUUCCUGAGGGAACCAUUAUUACAUGGCUAGAAGCCUACGAUCCUGAUUUAGGCCAGUCAAGUCAAGUACGAUACAGCCUUCUGGACAGUGGAGAUGGUACCUUUGAUGUUGAUAAAAUAAGUGGAGCAAUACGUAUUGUGCAAAGACUGGAUUAUGAAAAGAAACAGCUUUAUAAUCUGACUGUGCGGGCCAAAGACAAAGGAAAACCCAUUUCUUUGUCCUCUACGUGUUACGUUGAGGUUGAAGUAGUUGAUGUAAAUGAAAAUUUGCACCCUCCACGGUUCUCUAUCUUCGCAGAUAAAGGCUUUAUAAAAGAAGAUGCUCCUGUUGGUUCAUCAGUAAUGACAGUAGCUGCUUAUGAUGAGGACACGGGACGAGAUGGGGAGAUUAGAUAUUCCAUCAGAGAUGGAUCUGGUUUAGGAGUUUUCCGAAUAGAUGAAGAAAAAGGUAUUAUAGAGACUGCUGAUCAUCUGGACUGUGAGACUACUUCCCAUUACUGGUUAACGGUUUAUGCAACAGACCAAGGUGUUGUGCCUCUCUCAUCUUUCAUCGAAAUCUACAUAGAAGUUGGAGAUGUUAAUGACAAUGCCCCUCAGACAACAGAACCAGUUUAUUACCCGGAAGUCAUGGAAAACUCACCUAAAGAUGUAUCCGUUGUGCAGAUUGAGGCAUUUGAUCCAGAUUCUAGCUCAAGCGAGAAGUUAACCUACAAGAUUACUAGCGGAAAUCCCCAGGGAUUUUUUUCAAUAAACCCCCAAACUGGUCUAAUUACAACCACAUCUAGAAAACUAGAUCGGGAACAGCAGGGAGAACACAUUUUGGAGGUGACGGUAACAGACAACGGUAUUCCUGCAAAAUCAACCGUUGCACGGGUGAUUGUGAAGGUUUUAGAUGAGAAUGACAAUAAGCCUCAAUUCUUGCAAAAGUUCUACAAAAUCAGGCUUCCAGAGCGGGGUAAGCCCGAACGAGAGCGAGCGGCCAGGAGGGAGCCCAUCUACCGCGUCAUCGCCGCCGACAAAGACGAAGGGCCCAACGCGGAGAUAUCGUACAGCAUCGAGGAGGGCGACGAACACGGCAAAUUCUUUAUUGAACCGAAAACUGGAGUGGUUUCAUCAAAGAAGCUUUCUGCAGCGAGGGAAUACGAUAUCCUUUCAAUUAAAGCUGUAGAUAACGGUCGCCCACAGAAAUCAUCAACUACACGGCUUCACAUAGAAUGGAUUCCAAAGCCCAUCCCACCUACAGAGCCCAUUUAUUUUGAGGAAACAUUUUUUUCUUUUACGGUGAUGGAGAGUGAUCCAGUUGCUCACAUGAUUGGCGUAAUCGGUGUUGAACCUCUUGGAACACCACUUUGGUUUGACAUAACGGGUGGCAACUAUGACAGUCGAUUUGAUGUGGACAAAGGCACUGGCACCAUCAUUGUCGCUAGACCUCUCGAUGCUGAGCAGAGAUCCCAAUACAACUUGACGGUAGAGGCAACAGAUGGAACCAGAUCUAUCAGCACCCAGGUGUACAUCAAAGUAAUAGACACAAAUAAUCACAGGCCUCAAUUUUCCACUUCAAAAUAUGAAGUUGUUAUCCCUGAAGACACUGUACCAGAGACAGAAAUUUUGCAAGUCAGUGCCACGGACAGAGAUGAGAAGAAUAAACUGAUUUAUACUAUGCAGGGUAGCACUGAUCCCAUCAGUCUCAAAAAAUUUCGUCUGGACCCUGCAACUGGCUCUCUCUAUACUUCAGAAAAACUGGACCAUGAGACCAUGAACCAGCAUAUUCUUACAGUAAUGGUUCGAGAUCAAGAUGUGCCUGUAAAGCGCAACUACGCGAGGAUCAUCGUUAACGUGAGCGACACGAACGAUCACGCUCCGUGGUUCACCAGCCCUUCCUAUGAGGGACGCGUGUACGAGUCAGCAGCUGCGGGGUCGGCAGUGCUCCAGGUUACAGCUUUAGACAAGGACAAAGGCAAAAAUGCAGAAAUUGUGUAUUCCAUUGAGUCAGGGAAUAUUGGAAAUGCCUUCUCUAUAGAUCCCAUUUUGGGUAUAAUUAAAAUUGCCAAAGAAUUGGACCGCAGUAACCAGGAGGAGUACAGCUUAGUGGUAAAAGCCACGGACAAAGGAGAUCCUCCAAUGAGUGAAGUGACUUCUGUGCAUGUGUUUGUUACGGUUUCUGAUAAUGCCUCCCCCAAAUUCACGGCCAAGGAAUACUCUGCCGAAAUCAGUGAGAGUGCCAGCAUCGGUUCGGUUGUUGGGAUGGUUACAGCGUACAGUCAGUCGUCCGUGGUUUAUGAAAUAAGAGAUGGUAAUAUAGGCGAUGCCUUUGCUAUCAACCCAAACUCGGGUGUCAUUAUUUCUCAGAAGUUACUUGACUUUGAAACUUCGCCUGUUUACACGCUAACUGUGCAGGGAACAAACAUGGCUGGCUUGUCCACUAAUGCAACAGUUUUGGUGCAUCUGCGCGAUGAGAAUGACAACGCACCCAUUUUUACACAGGCUGAAUACACAGGACUCAUCAGCGAAUCGGCUUCAAUUAACAGUGUGGUCCUAACUGACAAGAAUAUUCCGCUAGUAAUUCGAGCUACAGAUGCUGAUAAAGAAUCAAAUGCUUUGCUUGUUUAUCAGAUCGUUGAACCAUCUGUCCACAAGUACUUUGCCAUCGAUUCCAGCACCGGUGCCAUUCGGACUGUGAUGAGCCUGGACUACGAGGAGACCAACAUUUUCCACUUCUCAGUGCAAGUGCAUGAUAUGGGCGUACCCCGCUUACAUGCAGACUAUGCAGCUAAUGUUACUAUUUAUGUGAUUGACAUCAAUGAUUGCCCUCCUGUGUUUUCCAAAGAGUUGUAUGAGACGUCCAUUUUGGUUCCCACCUACAGAGGGGUGAAAGUCAUCAGCGUAAAUGCCACUGACGCCGAUUCGGGCAUUUUUUCACAAUUAAUUUAUUCCAUUAUUGACGGCAACAUUGGAGAAAAAUUUUCCAUAAACCCUAAGACUGGAGUUAUAACAGUACAAAAUACAACUCAGCUAAGGAGCAGAUACGAGUUAACAGUUAGAGCAUCCGAUGGCAGAUUUGCAAGCACUGCAUCUGUAAAAAUUAAUGUGAAAGAAAGCAAAGCAAGCCAACUGAAGUUCACACAGAGCUCUUACUCUGCAACAGUGCAGGAGAAUUCCACCGAGGCAAAAACAAUAGCUGUUGUCACUGCUAUAGGGAAUCAAAUAAAUGAGCCUUUGUUUUAUCAUAUUCUAAAUCCAGACAGCAGAUUUAAAAUAAGCUACACUUCAGGAGUCCUUUCAACAACCGGAAUACCGUUUGAUCGUGAACAGCAAGAGUCUUUUGAUGUGGUGAUAGAAGUGACAGAGGAGCAUAAACCCUCAGUUGUUGCUCACGUUGUGGUUAAAGUCAGUGUGGAAGACGUAAACGAUAAUGCUCCAGUUUUUGUCAAUCUCCCCUAUUAUGCUGUUGUUAAAGUAGACUCUGAAGUAGGCCAUGUUAUUCGACGCGUCACUGCUGUAGAUAAAGAUACAGGCAAAAAUGGGGAGGUGCAUUACUAUCUCAAAGAACAUCAUGAACACUUCCAAAUUGACCCCACCGGAGAAAUUUCCCUGAAGAAAAAAUUUGAACUUGACACACUAAAUAAGGAGUAUAUGGUCACAGUAGUGGCAAAAGAUGGAGGAGAACCAGCUUUCGCUGCUGAAGUUGUUGUUCCAAUUACAGUUAUGAAUAAAGCUAUGCCAGUUUUUGAAAAGCCUUUUUACAGUGCAGAGAUACCAGAAAAUGUUCAGCUCCAUAGCCCCGUUGUGCAUGUACAAGCAAACAGCCCAGAAGGACUUAAGGUGUUUUACAGCAUCACGGAUGGAGAUCCUUUCAAUCAGUUCACUAUCAACUUCAACACUGGGGUUGUAAACGUUGUUGCCCCUCUCGACUUUGAGUCUCAUCCAGCCUACAAACUGAGUAUUCGAGCAACAGACUCCCUCACUGGGGCGCAUGCUGAUGUGUUUGUAGACAUAAUAGUGGAAGACAUCAACGAUAAUCCUCCUGUGUUUGCUGAGCAGUCUUACACCGUGACCCUUUCUGAGGCUUCUGUCAUUGGAACAUCUGUUGUACAAGUGAGUGCCACAGACGCUGAUUCUGGAACAAACAGAGGAAUUUCCUACCACCUAGUUGAGGACAGUAGUGGAAGUCAAGACUUCUUCCACAUCGACAGUGUUACUGGACUCAUUCUAACAGCAAGAACUUUGGACUAUGAACAAAUUCAACAGCACAAAUUACUAGUCAGGGCCAUAGAUGGUGGCAUGCUGCCUUUGAGCAGUGAUAUUGUUGUAACCGUUGAUGUAACCGAUCUCAAUGAUAAUCCCCCUCUGUUUACCCAGUUGCUUUAUGAAGCUAAAAUUAGUGAACUGGCUCCUCGUGGGCAUUUUGUGACAUGUGUACAAGCCUCAGAUGCGGACAGUUCUGAUGCCGAUAAGUUGGACUACUCCAUUCUGUCAGGCAACGACCACAUGAAUUUUGUAAUUAAUAGUAAAACUGGCAUCAUAACCAUCUCAAACCUACGCAGACAGCCACUGAAGUCGCAUUAUAAUCUUAAUGUGUCUGUGUCUGAUGGAGUCUUCAGGAGCUCAGCCCAAGUGCACAUAAUUGUAACCAGUGCCAAUAUGCAUAACCCUGUUUUCAGCCAGAAUGAGUAUGAGGUUGAACUAGCUGAAAAUGCCCCAUUACAUACUUUGGUGACUGAGGUGAAAGCAACAGAUGAAGAUUCUGGUACUUAUGGUCACAUCACUUACCACAUUGUAAAUGACUUUGCCAAAGAUAGAUUUUACACCAAUGAAAGAGGGCAGAUAUUUACCUCUGAAAAGCUUGACCGUGAAACACAAGCUGAAAAAGUAAUCGCCAUAAGUUUAAUGGCCAAAGAUUCAGGAGGAAAAGUCGCUUUCUGUACAGUUAAUGUAAUCCUUACAGAUGACAAUGAUAAUGCUCCUCAAUUCCGAGCAACAGAAUACGAAGUAAAUAUUGGAUCUGAUGUUCCAAGGGGAACUUCUGUCGUCAAAGUCUGGGCAUCUGAUGCGGAUGAGGGCACAAAUGCAGACAUCACAUAUGCUAUUGAAGCAGAGUCUGAAAGUGUUAAAGAGAAUUUGGAAAUUGAUUCAUUGUCUGGGGUAAUUACUACAAAAGAAAGCUUAAUUGGUUUAGAAAAUGAGUUUCUAACCUUCUUUGUUAGAGCAGUGGAUGGUGGUUCCCCCUCAAAGGAGUCAGUUGUUCCUGUCUAUGCUAGAAUACUCCCACCAGAAGUGCCUCUCCCCAGAUUUUCAGAACCAUUUUAUUCUUACACAGUUUCUGAGGACCUUCCAAUUGGAGCUGAGAUAGAUGUUGUCAAAGCAGAGCAUAACCAGACUUUGGUGUAUAGCCUUGUCAAAGGGCAUACUCCUGAAAGCAACAGGGAUGAUUUUUUUGUAAUUGACCGACAAAGUGGAAGAUUGAAGCUUGAGAAGAAGCUCGAUCAUGAAGCAACAAAGUGGUACCAGUUCUCAGUGCUAGCCCAGUAUGCGAAUGAAGGUUAUGAUGUUGUUUCCUCAGUAGAGGUAAACAUUCAGGUAAAAGAUGCAAAUGAUAAUAAACCAAUUUUGGAGUCCAAUCCCUACGAAGCAUUUGUUGUAGAAAACAUGCCGGCUGGAACAAGAGUCAUCCAAGUUAAAGGAACUGAUUUAGAUUCCGGACUCAAUGGGCAGGUUACUUACAGUUUAGAUCCUUUGCAAGAACUAGACAUUUUAGAGUCUUUUGCCAUAAACAUGGAAACUGGUUGGAUAACCACUCUCAAGGAGCUCGAUCAUGAGAAAAGGGACAAAUACAAAAUCACAGUGGUUGCAUCAGACAGGGCUGAAAAAAAUCAGCUAUCUUCUAUGGCUGUGGUUGAAGUUACUGUUACAGACGUGAAUGACAACCCUCCACGCUUUACUGCAGAGAUCUAUAAAGGGACAGUGAGCGAGGAUGACCCUCCUGGUGGGGUCAUUGCCAUCUUGAGUACCACUGAUGCUGAUACAGAAGAAGCCAAUAGACAAGUCUCCUAUUAUAUUACAGGAGGUGAUCCCUUGGGACAGUUUGCUGUUGAAAAUAUACAGAAUGAAUGGAAGGUCUAUGUCAAAAAGCCUCUGGACAGGGAAGAAAAGGACAAUUACCUUCUAAAUAUUACAGCUACUGAUGGGACCUUUGCAACUAAAGCUGUGGUGGAGGUUAAAGUUCUUGAUGCUAAUGAUAACAGCCCUGUUUGUGAAAAGGCCUUGUACAGCGAUACUGUUCCUGAGGACGCCCUUCCUGGCAAAGUGAUAAUGCAGGUGUCUGCCACGGAUGCAGAUAUUCGUUCCAAUGCUGAAAUCACCUAUACGCUGCAUGGCACAGGUGCAGAAAAAUUCAGACUGACUCCAGACACAGGUGAACUGAAAACAUUAAUGCCACUUGAUCGUGAGCAGCAAGCAGUUUAUUAUCUUCUAGUGAAAGCCACAGAUGGAGGAGGAAGAUUCUGCCAGUCUAAUAUUAUUCUGACUCUGGAAGAUGUGAAUGAUAAUGCCCCAGAGUUUACAGCUGAUCCUUACUCCAUUACUGUAUUUGAAAACACAGAACCUAAAACACUUUUGACGAGAGUGCAGGCAACAGACGCAGAUACAGGGACAAACCGUCUAAUCCGUUAUUCACUGGUGAACUCUGCAGAAGGCCAGUUCUCUAUUGAUGAAUUCUCUGGAAUCAUUCGGUUGGAGAAACCUUUGGAUCGAGAGCUGCAGGCUGUGUACACGCUGACUCUGAAGGCUACGGACGAAGGCUUACCUAGAAGAUUGUCUUCCACAAGUAGCCUUAUAGUUUCUGUUUUGGAUAUAAAUGACAAUCCACCUGUAUUUGAGCAUAGAGAGUAUAGUGCCAGCGUGUCAGAGGACACUUUGGUUGGGACUGAAGUUCUCCAGAUCUAUGCUGCGAGCAGGGACAUCGAAGCCAAUGCUGAAAUCACCUACUCAAUAGUCAGUGGGAAUGAACACGGAAAAUUCAGUAUUGAUUCCACAACAGGAGCCAUUUUUAUCAUUGAGAACCUGGACUAUGAAGUUUCCCAUGAGUAUUACUUGACAGUAGAAGCCACAGAUGGAGGCACACCUUCAUUAAGUGAUGUUGUAACAGUGAAUAUUAAUGUAACAGAUAUUAAUGAUAAUACUCCCGUGUUUAGCCAAGACACUUACACCGCAGUAAUCAGCGAAGACGCUAUCCUUGAGCAGUCAGUCAUUACGGUUAUGGCAGAUGAUGCGGAUGGACCUUCAAACAACCACAUUCACUACUCGAUUAUAGAUGGCAAUCAGGGAAAUCCUUUUACAAUUGACCGUACCAGGGGUGAAAUAAAAGUGACUAAACUUUUAGACAGAGAAAAAAUUUCAGGCUACACCUUGACAGUUCAAGCUUCAGAUAAUGGAAACCCACCCAGAUUUAACACGACUACAGUUAAUAUUGAUGUUUCUGAUGUAAAUGACAAUCCCCCAGUUUUCUCAAAAGGAAACUAUAGUGUCAUCAUCCAGGAAAACAAGCCUAUUGGAUUCAGCGUGCUGCAGCUGGUGGUGACAGACAAGGAUUCUUCUCACAACGGUCCUCCUUUUCUCUUCACCAUCCUGAGUGGAAACGAGGAGAGCACUUUCCAGAUUAACCAUCAGGGAGUGCUGACAACUGCUGCUGCCCUGAACCGCAGAGUGAGAGACCACUACUUACUUCACGUGAAGGUGGCAGACAAUGGAAAACCACAGUUGUCAUCUUUGGCUUACGUUGACAUUAGAGUCAUUGAGGAAAGCAUUUAUUCUCCAGCAAUUCUACCACUAGAAAUCUUUAUUACAGCCUUUGGGGAAGAAUAUUCUGGUGGUGUCAUUGGAAAAGUUCAUGCGACUGAUCAGGAUGUUUAUGAUACUUUGACCUACAGUCUGGACCCGAAAAUGGAAUCCCUGUUCUCUGUUUCCAGUACUGGAGGCAAACUAAUAGCGCACAAAAAAUUGGAUGUAGGACAAUAUCUCCUAAAUGUCACUGUUACAGAUGGAAAAUUUACAACCUCAGCUGAUAUUACUGUGCAUAUCAGACAAAUAACACAGGAUUUGCUAAACCACAGCAUUGCAAUCCGCUUUGCAAACCUUGCGCCUGAAGAAUUCAUUGGUGAUUAUUGGCGCAAUUUCCAACGAGCUCUAAGAAACGUCCUGGGCGUGAGGAGAAACGACAUCCAGAUUGUUAGUUUGCAGCCUUCUGAUCCUCCUUCCAACCUUGACGUCCUCCUGAAUAUUGAAAAAUCUGGCAGCUCUCAGCACCCUAUGAGAAUUUUGCUCCACAAGAUAAACUCCUCUGUGGCCGACCUGGAGGAGAUCUUAGGUGUCCGGAUAAUUGAUGUUUUCCAUAAGCUUUGUGCAGGCCUAGACUGUCCUUUGAAAUUUUGUGAAGAAAAAGUAACAGUGGAUGAGAACAUCAUGUCAACUCACAGCACAGCCAGGCUGAGUUUUGUCACUCCACGUCAUCACAGAACAGCAGUUUGUCUCUGUAAAGAAGGGAGAUGCCCUCUGGUGAAUAGCGUGUGUGAAGGAAACCCCUGCCCCGAAGGCACUGAAUGUCUAGGAGAUCCAAAGGAAGGAAAAUACUCCUGUGUUUGCCAUGACAGCAAAACUGGACAGUCACCGGCUGGGUCUGCUGUGACAUUUAGCGGGAGCAGCUACGUGAAAUACCGUCUCCUGGAAAGCGAGAACAAGGAGGAGAUGAAGCUCACGAUGCGGCUCAGGACGUACUCCGCUCACGCCGUCGUCAUGUAUGCUCGAGGCACAGACUACAGCAUCCUGGAGAUUCACCAUGGAAGGCUGCAGUAUAAAUUUGACUGUGGCAGCGGGCCUGGGAUCGUCUCCGUUCAGAGCAUCCAGGUUAACGAUGGCCAGUGGCAUUCAGUUUCCCUCGAAGUGGACGGAAAUUACGCACGGCUUGUCCUGGACAGGGUGCACACGGCGUCCGGCACCGCGCCGGGCACCCUGCGCACGCUCAACCUGGACAACCACGUGUUUUUCGGUGGCCACAUUCGGCAGCAGGGCACAAGGCACGGCAGAAGCCCUCAGGUUAGCAAUGGUUUCAGAGGGUGCAUGGACUCUAUUGUACUCAAUGGACAAGAGCUGCCCCUGAACAGCAAGCCACGAAGUUACGCACACGUGGAGGAAUCUGUCGAUGUGGCUCCUGGGUGCUUGCUGACCACCACCGAAGGUUGCUCGAGCAGCCCCUGUCAGAACGGAGGCAUCUGUAAUGCCCUGUCAAACGGAGGUUACUACUGCAAGUGUCCUCCUCUGUUCAUGGGAACUCACUGUGAUGUAAGUGUCAACCCAUGUGCUUCCAACCCCUGCCUUUAUGGUGGUACUUGCAUCCCCGUCAGUGAUGAUUUCAUCUGCCAGUGCCGGGGACAGUACACAGGCCAAAGAUGUCAGUUGGGUCCCUAUUGCAAAGACAAUCCUUGUAAAAACAGUGGCAAGUGUAUUGACAGUUUGGAUGGCCCUGUUUGUGAGUGUGAAGCAGGCUUCCGUGGAGAAAGGUGUUUGGCCGACGUCGAUGAGUGCGUAGAAAACCCGUGUCUUAACGGCGCCCUGUGUGAGAACACGUAUGGCUCCUAUCACUGCAACUGCAGCCACGGAUUUGGAGGAAAACACUGUACAGACAUUGUUCUGAACAAAUACGUUUCAACGUCCUGGAACAUCAGCUUAGCUGAAGUAAUUGGAAUUAUCGUUUUCAUCGCAGGAAUACUCCUGUUAGUUGGGCUUUUUGUUAUUUGCCGCAAAGUGAUUAGCAGAAAGAAGAAACAUCAGCCAGAGCCUGAAGACAAGCAACUGGGAGCUACAACAGCUUUCUUGCAAAGACCUUAUUUUGAUUCAAAACUGAACAAGAACAUUUAUUCUGACAUCCCGCCACAAGUUCCUGUCCGUCCCAUUUCCUACACUCCGAGCAUCCCAAGUGACUCCAGGAACAAUCUUGACAGGAAUUCCUUUGAGGGCUCUGCCAUCCCCGAGCACCCAGAGUUUAGUACUUUUAACCCAGAUUCUGUGCAUGGGCACCGAAAAGCUGUAGCUGUUUGCAGUGUGGCACCAAACCUGCCACCUCCACCCCCCUCCAACUCUCCUUCUGACAGCGAUUCCAUACAGAAACCCAGCUGGGAUUUCGACUAUGACACUAAAGUGGUAGAUCUUGAUCCCUGCCUUUCCAAAAAGCCUCUGGACGAGAAGAGCUCUCAUCCCUACAGCGCUCGAGAGAGCCUGUCCGAGGUGCAGUCCCUCAGCUCCUUCCAGUCCGAAUCGUGCGAUGACAACGCUUCCAUAGUGACUGUAAUACACCUUGUCAAUGCUGUUGUUGACUCGGUGGAAAAAGAAGAAUCUUUUGCUGUUCCUGACCUCAGCAAUUCAAGAGGUUAUCACUGGGAUACAUCAGACUGGAUGCCAAGUGUCCAAUUGCCAGGUAUCCAAGAGUAUCCAAAUUACGAAGUGGUUGAGGAGGCAGCUCCCCUCUACACCGAUCCCAACGCCAUCGACACAGACUAUUACCCUGGCGGUUACGACAUAGAGAGCGAUUUCCCACCGCCACCCGACGACUUCCCCGCGCCCGACGAGCUCCCACCGCUGCCGCCCGAAUACAGCGACCAGUUUGAGUCCAUACAGCCACCCAGAGACAUGCCAGCCGCAGGCAGCCUGGGCUCCUCCACGAGAAGCAGGCAGAGAUUCAACCUGAACCAGUACCUCCCCCACCACUACCCCGCAGACAUGUCAGAGCCCCAGACCGCGGCCGGCGGCGGCGGCGCUUACCGAGACCCGUACGCUCCCUUCGCGCUGGGCUUCGGCAGAGACUUGGAGGCGCCCGCCGCAGACAGCCUGUCCGUGUCCGUGUACGCCUCCACGGCGUCCUGCUCCGACGUGUCCGCCUGCUGCGAGGUGGAGUCCGAAGUCAUGAUGAGCGACUACGAGAGCGGCGACGACGGCCACUUCGAAGACGUGAAAAUUCCGCCACUCGAUUCCCAGCAACACACAGAAGUCUGACACGCUCAACAAAAGUGCCUGGACUUUAACAAACUCUGUCAAUGCUAGAACCACCUUCAAGAGCUUUUUUUAUUUUCUUUUCUUCUUUUAAUUUUUUUUUCCCCAGCCACAGUG